AAAACUCCUUCAGCCAGCACUCUUUAAAAAGAAAAGUUAAACAUUAACGCUGCUAAAAGCCUCCUGGCAGCUCCGACUUCCAUCCGAGGUUUUAAAAGCUGCCGGUUGAAGACCGAGGAGACGCUGUAUCAGUUUUCCCUCAGGACUUCCACGGCUAUUGGCCUCAGCUGCAUGAAUCUUAAAAGCAAAUCUUCAAUAUGUGAUUAGGAGGAUGAUGUCAUACCUCAGGUUACGUAAUGGCACCCUGCUCAUCUUCAUACGGCUCAGAGGUAUUCAGGCGUGAAUAACGGGAUGUGGGGCCGCUAUUAAAUGUGCUUCACUGAACAAUCAGGCGGAUGAAAGAUGGCUGCCUCCGUGUUGACGUUGUGAGCUUCUUGUUGUGGGUGCAAAACACGAGUGAUUUCAGGUAAUAUGGAUGCCAAAGAAAUAGUCCACUUUGCCCUGCAGGUGGAGAAAUCCAGUGCAGACAGAAGCUAUGGGACCGUCUCGACCGUCCUCGCUGACCUCGAUAAGAUGCUGAUCACAGCAGAGCAGCUGGAGACGACAGACAUUGUGAAAGUUCUCUACAGGCUCCUGAAAAGCUGCCCUGAUGGGGACAUUAAGAAGACAGUGAGGGGCUUGUUGGCUAAGUGGAAGAGACAAUAUGGAAGAGGUGUGAAAUGUACAGAUGAGUGGAAGGCUUCUGCACGGGAUUCUUCUGCUGACAAAAUAGUGGAUAGAGAAGUAUCCGAGCAAGGGGAACGAUCUGAAGAGGGAAGAGAUGGUGGCCUUUGUGUUGCAUCAGAAUGCACCUCUGCGUCUCCCUCCAUAUCCUCUUUGAGGUCGAAAUGUGUCCAGCUCCUCCUUGACGCCCUCUCCAAAGAACUUCCAAAUCAAGAAAAGGCCGCCAUGGCCGAAAACAUCGAAAGGCAAAUCCACGAGCUUCACAAAUCCGCCGAAGUCAAAUACAAAGCCUGCGUCAGAAGCAAGGUCGCUAAUCUGAGGAAUCCCAAAAACGUCCAUUUGCAGCAGGAGCUGUCGAGCGGCGCGCUCUCGCCCGAGGCCUUCGCCCGGAUGUCCGCGGAGGAAAUGGCGAGCCCGGAGCUCCGGCAGCUCAGGCGGGCGUACUCAUCGCGCGGUGUCAGCGAGAGGCAGCUUCCUCGGGGGGUGGAAGGGACAAAGACACAGAAGGUCAGGUGUAGAAAAUGCGGGGGGGCGGAGUGCACGGUGACGCAGGUGUCCAGGGGGGCCCUCUUUCUGCCCGCGUGGGUCCGGCGGGGCGGCCCUGACGACGACGCCAUGACUUUUGUGACCUGCGGUGACUGUGGACAGCAGUGGUACCACAGCGGCUGGGUCUGCCUCUAAAGCCAGAACAAUCAACCGGACACAAUCAAAACUGGUGAAAAGUGUGCAAAUGCCCAUAUAAGGCUCUUGUAUUGCUUUAAAUAUUUGUUCAUAUUUUAUGCUGAAUAGUUUUCUGUCUUUAUUCUGUGUUAUUGUGUGGA
This is a messenger RNA of Labrus mixtus (cuckoo wrasse), 1484 nucleotides long. Its product is annotated as transcription elongation factor A N-terminal and central domain-containing protein. Gene Ontology annotation, cellular component: nucleus. The record is from RefSeq and is a predicted model, not a curated record. Lineage: Eukaryota; Metazoa; Chordata; Actinopteri; Labriformes; Labridae. Gene Ontology annotation, biological process: DNA-templated transcription. Bases 412 to 1344 code for a protein of 310 amino acids. The transcript has 3 exons.